Messenger RNA from Armigeres subalbatus, 758 nucleotides. RefSeq names its product adult cuticle protein 1-like. NCBI's taxonomy places the organism in Eukaryota, Metazoa, Arthropoda, Insecta, Diptera, Culicidae. The coding region runs from base 141 to 653 and encodes 170 amino acids. The transcript has 2 exons. The record is from RefSeq and is a predicted model, not a curated record.
GUCUUCCUGGUUUGGCCAACUUUUUAGGAUGUCUGGCUUUCGUAGCACUUUUGAUAUAAAAGGAAAACGUUUACGAAACAAUCAGUAGAACUCAUCAGUAUUCGAAGCUAAAACAUUCUUUCAGCGAAAAUCCAACAAUCAUGAAGUGCAUCGCAGCUGUAGUCAUGAUGGCCCUCGCCGUUGUUGCUGAAGGAGGUGCCGUGUCGUAUUCGGUCCCAUUAGCAUACUCCGCGCCACACACCACAGUUGUUCAGCAAAAUGUGGCUCCUCGGUACGUCGCUACUGUUCCCGUAACUUAUGCCGCUGCUCCAGUAGCCACCUAUGCUGCCGCUCCAGUGGCCCCAAUUGCCUACGCCGCUCCACACACCACCGUCGUCCAGUCGAACGUUGUCCCACGUUAUGUGUCUCCGGUGGCCUACGCCGCCGCCCCAUCGGUGGUGGCCUACAACUCGGUCGAUUCGGAAAUCGUUGAAGCCAGCCAAGUGGCCACUCCAGUUGCUACCGUCGUUGCUCAACCAGCUGUGGCCGUUGUUGCCCAGAAGGAAGCUCGCUAUGUGGCCGCCAACCGAGGAGCCGUCCACGAUGCCCCACUCGCUGGACAUGCCAUCUCUCAGCAGUCGCUCAAUCUGGAACCAGCUGCGGGAACCCUAUAAAGCGAUUGACUUUGAAUACCUGAUCGAGUUUUUUGCACUGAUAAUUGGAAUUCAGUCUUCACUAAUUCCGAGAGAGUCGAAUAAAGCUAGCUUUUAAUACAAGAA